Messenger RNA from Scophthalmus maximus (turbot), 1538 nucleotides. It is a transcript of the gene mrto4, whose product is annotated as MRT4 homolog, ribosome maturation factor. The coding region runs from base 804 to 1523 and encodes 239 amino acids. The record is from RefSeq and is a predicted model, not a curated record. Lineage: Eukaryota; Metazoa; Chordata; Actinopteri; Pleuronectiformes; Scophthalmidae. Gene Ontology annotation, biological process: nuclear-transcribed mRNA catabolic process; ribosomal large subunit biogenesis; rRNA processing. Gene Ontology annotation, molecular function: RNA binding. Gene Ontology annotation, cellular component: preribosome, large subunit precursor; nucleolus. The transcript is spliced from 12 exons.
GUCGCUGCUGGCCACUGAGCUGAUAGAGGGAGAGUUCCUGCCGCCUUUAAUCAUCCGUCGACAGGUCUCCAUCUGCACGUCCAGGCCCCUCUUCAUGCUGCACAUCUCCAUGUACUCGUGCAGAUGUCGGUUCAUGUCGCUCUUCGCUGUGGCCAAUUCCAACUAAAAGAAGAGGAUGGAUAAAACAGUGAAAGCUUCUAUGACAAACAGUGGAACAGCUGAUGGAUGGACGGACGGAUGGAUGGAUGGAUGAAUGGAUGGAUACCCACCUUCUCUGGGAGCGACCUGGCUGGACUGAACAUCUUUGACAUGUCCUCUGAGUUGCGUUGCUGAGCCACGUCGCACAAUUUGGCCGUGAUGUCGAUCCGCCUGCAGAUGUCCAUGUCCACCCGUCGGGCUUUCUCUUGAAUCUUGGAGUCCAGGGACUCCACCGAGGACUCCAGCUGCUCCCGUUUGGACACCUCCUCCUCCCAUCUGCAACACAGAGCACAGGGGUUGGUCAGUCACUGCUGGCCCUGGUCCCCUGGGGGCCACUAAACAAACAGGCAGGAAGUCUUCCACUCCACGAGGCCUCCGUUCAGAGCGGCGGCGGCGUGCCAGGAUGUGGUGCAGGGCCGGCUGGCUGGAGGUUGGAGCCUCGGUGCUAGGUGACGGCUUAGAGAAAAUCCCUCUCCCAAAUAGACGGCCUGGAUUAUACACGGGGCACGUCGCGGCCAGCUGCGCCGAACAGAAACACUCGGGGUCCUUUUACUUCACGUGUGCGUCUCCUGCUGCUGCUGCUGCUGCCAUCGUGAGAAGAAACCAUGCCGAAGUCAAAGAGGGACAAGAAAAUUUCCUUAACGAAGACAUCCAAGAAAGGGCUCGAGUUAAAACAGAAGUUGAUCGAGGAGUUACGAAAAUGUGUGGACACCUACAGACACUUGUUCAUAUUCUCUGUGGCCAAUAUGAGGAAUAACAAGCUGAAGGACAUCAGGACAGCAUGGAAACACAGCAGAUUCUUCUUCGGCAAAAAUAAAGUCAUGAUGAUUGCCUUGGGUAAAGGACAAACAGACGAAUACAAAGAUAAUUUGCACAAGGUCACCAAAUAUCUACGAGGAGAAGUGGGUGUGCUAUUCACAAAUAAAACAAAGGAUGAGGUACAAGAGUAUUUCCGUCAUUUCAAAGAGAUGGACUUCGCGCGGGCGGGCAACCCUGCGCAGAUGGAUUUAACUCUGGAUGAGGGACCCCUGGAGCAGUUUCCUCACUCAAUGGAGCCCCAGUUGAGGCAAUUGGGACUCCCCACUGCUCUCAAGAAAGGAGUGGUGACACUGCUGAAAGACCACGAGGUCUGUAAGGAGGGAGACAUCCUAACUCCGGAGCAGGCUCGUAUUCUGAAACUCUUCGCCAUCGAGAUGGCAGAAUUCAAAGUACAGAUCAAAUGUAUGUGGAAUUCGGAAACGGGCGAGUUUGACAACUUUGCUGGUGCGGAAGAGCCUAUGCAGGAGAAUGAAGAUGAAGAUGAUGAUGAUAAUGAUGCAGAAUAAAACAUCUGCAUCGGC